AUGUAUGACCCUAAUCAAGAACCAUUCACAUACAGAGUGGGAGAUAUAUUAGGAAGAGAUUACUACGUCGACGCGUUGGUCAAUUCUCUAAGUCGCCAUCUACCCACGGAACUAGCAGUGCAAGUCUCCAAUACAAACAGCGCCCCGAUCAAAAUGCCUGUAUGGAAACGUCGUCCAGGAAAAAAGCAUCUCGUCAUUUUCCUCUGUUAUCAUGCAACAGCGCACGAGCUCGAGAAGACACAGCUAAUUUUAGAAGAGUCACUUCCAGCAAUUUUUCCGGCUGAGAUGACACGACUAGAUCUGAUAGACUUCUGGGACGAAAAUCGUGUGUGGGAUGCAAAACUAGGAGCAAGAUCAGGGAUCAUGCCUCUGAUAUAUCUGCGCAGGCCUUUGUCUGGUGUCGAUCGUCAAUUUGAGAUUGAUCAAACAGUCAAUCAGGUCGUAUCAGAUGAGUACAAGUCUGAUCUCGGCCAUGACCUACUUCACCACUUGCCUUUCCCGCGUUUGAAAGGGUUCAGAUAUAUGCGUGUCCCUGUUCAUUUGGCAUACUCCAUGAAUACCAACCUGAUGGAACUUUAA
Messenger RNA from Penicillium coprophilum, 579 nucleotides. RefSeq lists its product as uncharacterized. Lineage: Eukaryota; Fungi; Ascomycota; Eurotiomycetes; Eurotiales; Aspergillaceae. The transcript is spliced from 2 exons. Bases 1 to 579 code for a protein of 192 amino acids. The record is from RefSeq and is a predicted model, not a curated record.